AUGGCCCAGCGGCUGGAUACCCUGGUGUUCAACGGCUAUGCUUGCAUGGCUCCUUUCUGCCGGAAACUGUUUUGGAAGUGGGAAGAGGCAAAGCGUCACAUGCAUCACGAGUGUAAGGCUCUCCCCCGUUCAACAAAGCAUCCAAAGCAGGCUGAAUCCAUCAGGAAGGCACUUGACAUUGGGCGCAAGCACAGGGAAGACCAUCCCGAGCUCAAAGACAACGGAUUCAUUUUGCUGAAUGCAGAUGGCUCAGUGCUGAGGAGGCCACUGGAAGUUGGACGAAAGCAGAGAGAAGAGAAGCCUGAGCUGAACAACGAUGGUAACGUAGACGGCGACGUACGGCGAGAUGGCAAGUCAGAGGGAGCCCCGACCAUCAAGCCCUUGACUACUCAUGUUACUGCUCCAACAGCACCUAUGACAGGAAAGCCAUCAGAGCAGCUGAACACCUCGAUAUUCAAUGGCUUUGCUUGCCUUGCUUGUAGCUGGCAGGCUACGUUUUGGAAGUGGGAAGAAGCAAAGCGUCACAUGCUUGUGGCAUGUGCUACUUUUCCCCGCUCAAUCAAGCGGCCAAGGGAGGUCGCCUCCAUGAGGAAGGCACUGGACCUUGUGCAGAGAGGACACCAGCCCGAGCAGAGAGAACACCCCCCCGAGCGGAACGACGGGGCGAUUUUUCUGAGUGCAGAAGGCGCGGUACCACAAGGGGGUACAUUCCACACAUUCCAGGAAGCCCGAACCAUCGAGCUGUUGACUGUCACGGCCCCUCCAACAGCGGUACCAAAGCCACCAACAGUUGCAGACGGCAGCCAAUCGCAGAGGGGUCCGCCCGCAAAGCAAGAAGCGACCACGUAA
This is a messenger RNA of Symbiodinium sp. CCMP2456, 849 nucleotides long. The record is from the annotation of a GenBank genome assembly. NCBI's taxonomy places the organism in Eukaryota, Dinophyceae, Suessiales, Symbiodiniaceae.